UGCAUCCUUUAUGGUCUGAUGGAUUCGUCCACACUUUGCUUCCCCGGAAUCCUUGCCUCUCGGAUAGGCCUCAGGACAAGUGUACAAGCAGGGGACGUGUCUCCCUCACCCUCUCUGGGGACCCAAGCAUGCUACCGGGUAUGGUUUGCGGACUCCGCUCCCUGCGCGUGGCUGCGGUUGCUAUGGAAACGGCGGAAAAUAACAACUCCGUUCCCCUAUGGGUGUACGCAGCCCUCGUGCUGUAGUAGCCGUAACAGCAGUAGCAGCAGCAGCAGCAGCAGCAGCAAAGUCCAGCACCGCCGCUGGCCCACCGCGCUAGCGUAGGAGCCGCUCGAGCCGCUCGCCCAGCUCAAGCCCAGCAGCCACGCGAGCUUGUGAGAGAGUCAGCCCACGACCCCGCGCGAGCCCCUGAUUCCCGGGGAACAGCCACCUGCAGCAGUAGCCUCAGCCGCAGCUACGGUCGCGGACUCCUGGCCGGAGAACCCAGGCAAGGCCCACUUGUUUGGUUAAGCCAAAGACCUAGCUGCACCUGUGUGCAGUCUUCUGGACCAGGCAAGUGUCGUGAGAAGAACUCGUUGUUAUAGAAAUAUAGCUGUAGACUGUGCCUCAGCUCUGACAGCUGCUGAGAAGCCAGCAAGCACAAGAGGAGAAAAGCAGGAAGGAGGUGGUCCUGUGGUAGAAGAUGAGCAGCACCAGUACGAGAUCCAACUGCCUGACUCAGCCAGUAGUUAAGAGUGUACUGGUGUAUCGAAAUGGAGACCCCUUCUUUGCUGGACGCAGAGUGGUCAUCCAUGAGAAGAAGGUGUCCAGUUUUGACGUCUUUCUGAAAGAAGUGACAGGUGGGGUACAGGCACCCUUCGGAGCUGUCCGAAACAUCUAUACCCCUCGGGCAGGCCACCGAAUCCGGAAGCUAGACCAGAUUCAGAGUGGGGGGAACUACGUGGCAGGGGGCCUGGAAGCCUUCAAGAAACUCAACUACUUGGAUAUAGGAGAACCAAAGAAGAGGUCAAUGGAAGUUAAUUCAGAGGUAAAACCUGUAAUCCAUAGUAGGAUCAACGUGUCAGCAAGAUUCAAGAAACCACUUCAGGAGCCCUGUACUAUCUUCUUGAUCGCUAAUGGAGACCUGAUAAGUCCAGCAUCACGCCUCUUCAUCCCCAGAAAAGCCUUGAAUCAGUGGGAUCUUGUACUUGAAAUGGUCACAGAGAAAAUAACCCUAAGGAGUGGCGCUGUGCACAGACUUUAUACGUUAGAAGGAAAACUUGUCCAAAGUGGGUCAGAGUUGGAGAAUGGACAGUUUUAUGUAGCAGUUGGCAGAGACAAGUUUAAGAAAUUGCCUUACAGUGAAUUACUUUUUGACAAGUCAACAAUGAGAAGGCCAUAUGGUCAGAAAGCCUCUUCAUUACCUCCUAUUGUUGGAUCCAGAAAAUCUAAAGGGAGUGGAAAUGAUCGUCAGUCCAAGUCAACUAUUGGUUCCAGUGACAAUUCAUCCCCCCUGCCUCCCAAGAGAAGAGGAAAGAAAGAGGAACUUUCAAAUUCAGAAAAACCCGGUAAAGUGAAACAAAGUACAAAUCCAAAGACACCAACACCUGUGGUAACACCACCAAACAAUGUCAGGCUUUUUGGUUCAUCGACCUUAUAUGGAGGGCAUCACAUAGUUAUAUUUGAAGAUGAAGGCAUUUUCAAAGCUGGAGCAGAGAGAUCAGAAAUGGAGGGGGCAGCAGAAGUCCAAGAAGAUGAAGACACUCAAGUUGAGAUUCCAGUUGAUCAGAGGCCAGCAGAAAUAAUAGAUGAAGAAGAAAAUGGAGGGAAAGAAAAUGAAGAAACGGAGGGAGAGAAGGAGGAUUUGCCAGAAGUUAAUGGUGAUGGUGACGAGAAAGAAGUCAAGAAAAGCCCUGAAGAGGGGAGUGUUGAUCCCCCACGAGUAAAUGGCACAAAUGAAGAAAAUGGUGAAGAACUGGAUGAUGUUACCGACAAUGAGCAUCAUCAGAAGACAGAGGAAGAGAUUAUAUUAGCACGAGGCGAUGGUGGUGGUCCAAAGGAGGAUGAAUCAGAACCUCAAAGACCACCAAGGCCUGAAGUAAAAAUCACUAGUCCACAGGAAAAUGAUAACAAUGAACAAAACAAGGAGUAUGCUGCUGUGGCAUAGAUGCUUAAAAAUGUGGAUUAUAAGAAAAAUUAAGGGUUUCAUAUGAUACUUGAAUUUUAAACACUGUUAUUUGUGGUUGUUACACAUAAUGUGGCAGAACAGCUGAAAACUACCUAUUGAAUUUCAAAAUUAUAAUGGAGAAUAGCAAGAAUAAUCACAUUAAUAUCUAAAAUUCCUUAGUUGGUAUGUGUGUGUAUGUUUUUUUUUUAAAGCCAUCUAAAAGAGUUAAAUGUUAGGAAUUUGGGUGACCCUUCCUCCUCUGUAAUAGGUUAACAAUCAUAAUUGGAUAAAUUUCAAUGUGCUCCAACUUUAGAAUUUUAAUAAUAAGAUUGUUAAAUGAAGAGACUAUUUUUAAAAUCUCAUUCAAAAAAGACCCAGAAUACUUUGUGAAUUUCAAUGGAAAAUGUAUGUAACAAACCUUAGGGUAAUAAACGUUAGAAAGCAUGAGUUGCAGUUCAUUUUUAGCUUUAUAAUUUAAAAAUAUCUUUAAUCUCCUGUGUUCUUUUUAGAUGCUUGCAUUUCCUUUCUCCCUCUCCAGCCAAAAUCUUUAUUACCUUUCUGAUAGACCAAGCCAAGUUGUUUAUUUUCUGAGUAAGAGACUUAAUUUUACCAGGGUGUUCUAUGGGUCAUAUCACAUCAUAUAUCAAAUCAUAUCAUAUCAUAUCACUAUGCCUCAUCUUUAAAGCCUUUUCAGGUAUUAAAGCCUUGUAGGCUAAAUCAUACAUAGUAUAAAAGCUAGGAGUAUUUGGAAUUGGGGACAGAAAUGAAAUGAUCUAAUUUAUUUAUCUGCAUUAUUUUCAAGAUCACUUGGUCAGCGGAAAUAUUAUUCAUCUUGUAGAAUUUUUAUUCAGCCAGCCCUUGCCAAUCUUUCUCCUGCCUCUUGACUCAGUUUCUCAAUGGUCUGAAUAUUAGGAAAAAUGUUUCCAAACAAUUAAGAUUCUCAGAAAACAAAGGAAAAGAUAAGAAAGUAUAUAACAGUAUAUAAAAUUAUUUCCCCCCCUGCCCAGUUUCAUUAAGCUUGCUCUAUAGUUCCUACUAGAAAAACAAAAUCUGCAGCUAAAAGGGACCUUCAAGAUGAGCUGGUCCAACCUUUUCACCCUUCAGGUGAGGAAAUUGUGGCAAUGACUGGAAAAGUGGCUUACUAAAGAUUGUGUGAUUAGUUAGUGCCAGUGAGAACUAGAAAACAAAUCCAGAGACUUUCUACUAAGCUGUAUUGACCCUGAUUGCUUUAUGUCUCAGCUUAUUUUCACAGAUGAUUCAAUGAAAUUUUUAAGUGAAAAAGAAAGUCACUUUCCUAUUUUAGCUAUGCUACUAUUUUAAUAUUGGCUACUUUGAAUCUUCAAAAUAGCAAACUAUGUAGAGAAAACUUUUUGGGGAAAAUGCUAGAACAUUAAUGAAACCAGUUUCUGAUUAAGCUCCCACUUUAACUUUUGUUUUGUUAAUAACUAAACAUGAAAUAAUAAAAAAAAAAUUAGAGUUCAAUUGACUUAAGAUUCCAUUUACUUUGAUAGAUAAUUUGGAAAACAUUGCCAUUUUUUUUGUGUGACUAAGGAAUAAUGCUACUGUACUAAUAGAAAUAAUUCAUUUCUCUCAUAUAAAAGUAUUUUCAUUAUUUCAACAUAGGAAAUAAUUGAGACCUUUGCUUCUUAGAUACAACUAUUGCUACAUCUAUUGCAUCUUAUGGUUAUAAGUUCCUUCAAUUGGUUAAUUAGUAAAUCAUUCAUUUUUUCUCUCAUCCAACCAAGGAAUGUUUAAAAAAUACCUAUAUAUGUGUAAAAUAUUGUACUAGGAAUAAAAGAUGAAAAAAAUUAUAUAAGACACUGUCCUUGCCCCCAUGAAGCAGAUAAGAAACAAAUACAGAUAAACAUAAUACAUGAUAUUACAUGGAUCCAUACAUUUAAAUAGUUUCAAAAUGAAGUGUGCUUUCUGAGAUAGAAGAGAAGGCUGGAAAGACAGGAUGCCAGGUUGUGGAGGAUCUUGAAUGCCAGACAUAGGAAUUUCAUUGAACUUUAAUCAGUAGGCAGUAGAAAGCCACUGAUCAUUCGAUCAAGCCUUUGUGUUAAUAUAAAGGGUGAAUUGUAGGAUGUGGGAAGGAUGAAGGCAAGAAGACUUGUUAGGGCAGUUCUUGCAAUAAUCCCUAAGGUUGGUAAUGGGGGUCUUUUUUAUACGAGUGUAGUUGGAAAUAGAGAGUAUGGGACAAAUGAGAGCAAUAUUGUGGGGGUUGAAUCUCCAAAAAUCUAGUAAUGGAUUUGAUGUGAGGGUUGACUUUUCCCCUCUAGGUUCAAUAAUUAGUUAAAAUCAAAUUAGUUGACAUUACAAAAAAAGCAUAACAAUGUCUUGUAAAAUAGAUAUAUUUUCCCAAGUAUCUGUUUUCAUAUUUUCUAUAAAAUGUACAAAAAUUUUCUAAUGAAUCUAGCAGUAUUAGAAAAAUAUGAGGAUAUAAGGGCAUACUAUAUUAUUCUGGAAAUAAAUAGAUUCAUUCAUAAAUGUAUUUUUCUGAGAUAAAAUAUAAGAAUAAAGUUUCCAUUUGAUCUUUUAAGAAAUUAAAUAAAACUGGGGCAAUAAACCUGUAUUCCCAGAAAAAUUAACAAGAUGUUAUAAUAGACUUAAGUACUAUACUGUUACUCAUGUUUAAGUUUUUCUUUUUAAUUUUGGAGUUUAAUUAAAUGUAAAAAUCAAAUGUAAUAUUUUUGACUUGCCAGGAGUUGACUAUCAAAACCUUUUCCCUCCCUAUAGUAAUUCUUCCUCAUCCCUUUUCCAUUAUGUUAUCUAGUUUAGGCUAUUGAGGGAUCAUUUAAGGGUCAUUUCAGUGAAACAAAAGUUGAUUUUUUCCCCAAGGAAAAUAAUUAUAUUAGGUAUUUCAAGAUACCCUUCAGGGAUCUUUAAAACCCACAAUUACGAUAAUGUAAAGUUGAAAAAAGCAAUAGAUUCUUCCCUAAUAGAUGCAUGUUUUAUCAUCUUCUAACAAGACAUAAUUAUGACCUACCUUAAGAGAGAAUAAGGAGCAGCUAUCUUUUAAAAUACUUAAAAUAUAUAUACUACUAUAUCAUUAUUCAAAGUACCAUAUCUCCCCAGGGCCAGAAUCAUUCCCAGUGAAUGAAAAAAAGUUGUGUAUCACUUGGUAAUGAUCUAAAAUAAGUUGUCAAAAGUUAAUUCUCCUCCAAAAGAUACAUUUUUACCCCAAAGGAACAGUUUACUCUCUUAUAUCCACUACUUGGAUCAAUUUUACUGACAGUUUGGGGUACCAUUUGUAUUUGAAUGGAACAAAUAACCUAAAACCCCCUACAUUAAUCUCCAUUUUUUUUGUAUUGUUUUAAGAGGAGUGUAUUACUAAUAACUGACAACAGAGGUUUCUUGAUACUGAGCCAAAUCUAGAUUCAGGAUAACUGUCAUCAUUCAAGUAUAAGUAUAUGACCUUUUACUUGGAUUCUAUCUUUAUAACUUUCUUUUUCAUUUAUUUUUUGCUUCUUGAUUUUUAGUUUUAUACAAGUAUUGUGGCAAACUAAAUGUCCUUCAAGUUAGUGAGUGAAUAACUUACUGCCUAUUGGACUUUAGACAUGAGUUUAUAUAACCAAAUAAAACCAAUUUUAGUUACAUCUUAUUCAUUCCAAUAAUUAAACUAUUCCUCCUGAUUUUUUUCAUGUUUGUGGCCUUUAAAGUGUAAUAUUAUGGCCACAAAAUUGUAUUUUAUAAAUAUAUUAUAUUUUUAAUCAGAAUUUUCUAUACCCUAAUUUGCAUUAUGAGUAUUGGUUCCUGCCAUUUUCUAGUACCCAAAACCUUGUUAUUGGGACCAAAUGUUCUAAUGAAUUAACUGGCUAUACAUGUAUGCACACACACAGAGACAUUUAAAAAAAAAGAUCACUAGGCAUAAAGACAUUAUAAAGGAAGUGCUGUAUUAGUUGGAUGUGGGAGAAAAUAUUGGAAAGAAUGUUGGGGGUAGGAAAAGUGCCCUGGGUGUUGAUGGUGGGUCAUGGUUCUUUAAUGGCUUUCAAAAACAAAUAAGACUUAAUAUAUUUUCAAAGUCUGGAAACUAACAGCCAUUUUUAGAAAGAUAUUUUAGGAAGAGGUUUGAAGAGACAGAUUUAAAAGAGAUGUCAUAUAAAGAAUAUCUGCACAAAAUACAAAUUUUAAGUUAACCUGAAUUUCUGAGGUAACUACAGAGUACAGCACUUUCUCAUCAACCUUAAGCCUUACUUAAAUGCUUUUUAACUGUGACAGCAUCUCAUAUUGACAGUACUGUUAUCUUGCUUGUCUUUAUAGACUUUCUUAUAGAAUAUAUUAUUUGCUCUGGGUGUGUAUUUUUAAUGAUUUUACUUAAGUUUUAAUUUAAAGAAUAAUGGAAUCUUGGAAUAGGUAUUGGAGGUCAUUUAGUUCAACCUACUGCCUGAUACUGAGAUCCCUUGUAAUACAUCUGAGAGCUCAUCUUACUUUUGUUUCUAUAUCUUCAGUGAUAAUAACACUCACUAACUCAAAAGGCAGCACAGUCUUUUUUUUUGGACUGGUCCAAUUGUUAGAAAGUUUUUUCUUAUAUUGAGCUGAAAUUUGGCUCCCCUAAACUUUCAGCCUUUGGGUUUAAUUUUAUGCUCUGGAGCUAUGGAGAAUUCUUGAUAUCAGAACUUGUUAUAUUGGAUGGAGAUCCUUCACUAUUGUGGUUACCCUCCUUUGAACAUGCUUCAUUAUCCAGUUUUUAAUGUCUCUUUAAAAUAUGGCACUCAGAAUGGAACAUGACAAUUACAGAUGUGAUUAGAUCUGUUCAGUGUCACCCAUUAAAAACAAAUAACCAGGUAUAUCAAAAUAUAGUUUGAGAGGCAGACAUUUGGCCCGGGAACUUCACUGAAACAAUAAAGAAGGGACCUUAGAGAUCAGGGGUUCUUAACUUUUUUUUUUAUCAUGGAUUCCUUUGGCAAGCUGAUAAAAAUCUAUAGACUCGGGAGAAUGACACAUAGGAAACAGAGGAAAACACUUAUAUUGAAUGCAAUUAUCAAAACUUUUUAAACAAGUUCUAAGACCUCAGAUUAAAAACUCGACCUAGUCCAAUUUCAUCAUUUCCCAGGGGAUGAAACUGAAGGGCGAGAGGCUUAGUAACAUGAAAAUGACCACAUAGCUAGCUAUUAGUAGAGGGAGGACUCAAAUUUUAUUCUUCUCCUAAUCUAGUAUUCUUCCCCCUAUAUUAUACUGCUUACUAAAAAUGAAUGAUUCAUUAAACUUGCAUUCCUUACAUAAACACAACUUCUCAUUGUUUUGCCUUUUAAAAAUCCUCUUCACAUAGCUAGUGGUCUGUUUUGGGAUCUUAUGUAUGAACUGAGGACUUCCUAAUAUGAAAAUUUUGAAUAAUACAGUGAAGCCAUCCAGAUAGUGAGAAUCAAUUAGUCUAGUACUUGGGACCAGGCAUACAUUAUUACAGGGGAAUUGGGGAACCACUAAGGUCUUAUUACUAAAAAAGCUAAAAAAUCAUAGGCAAUAAACAAAGGCUUCUUUGUCUUUAGUCAGAAAAGACAGAUUGACUUUGGAUUUGUGAUUGCAGAAAGGUCUCAGAAGUUCAUCAGCUAAACUCUUUUCUUUUUGUGAAAAUGAAGCAUUUCUUGAAAGUAGCUAUUUCAAUCAUCUUUCAAUAUGUAAUAAGUAUAUGAGAGGAGGAAUGACUAAUGUGACUUUUGAACAAGCCCUAAUAUCUUCAAUAUUUUUUUCAAUAAUAUGUUGACUGUUUAGCCAAGAGAAUAUUGGUUAAUUUCAGGGUAAUUCAUUAUAUUGACAAGUUUUUUUUUUUUUGGUCUGGAUAACUGUUGCUCAUGUUUUGACAAGAUUACAAAAAUUUUAAGUUGGGUCAUUUUUUUAUCUUAGAGUUCUAGAAAAUGCUCAUUUUUAUAACAGAAGUUUUUUACUGUGUCUCUUGAGUAAACAGAUGUUGUUUUAGGCAAUUAAAGAAAUGCAUUUUGAUGGCUCAUUGUUUGGCAUAUGAAAUUGUUACUAUUAUUUUAUAUUUUAAUACACCACAUGAAAGUUUCAACAACUAUAGUAGAUGUCACUUGACUUCAACCAAACGGAAGCAUGGCUUAAGUGACUAUACCACAAAGAUGAGAAGUUCCAUUCGGUGUGCAUGAAGCUGUGGUUUUUACAGUUUGCACAAACUUCAUAAAUGAUAUUUAAUCUGUAAAACAUGUAUAGCUUUGUUCUAAAAUAAUUCAUUUUUCUUUUCCUUUCCAGGAAACUUCAAAUUUAUAAACACUAGAGAUUAGAAUUUUAUGUAUAAUUCAAGGAAUUAAAAAAGAAUAUUGUAUAGGACUGUCCCUCAGUAGUCAUAUGCUGAAAAUACUCAUUAUGGAACUGUGCAAAAAAGAUAUAUCUGUAACUUUUGCCAGCAUGUUAAUAUUUAUGGUGGCAUGCCAUAAAUCUUCCAUUAAAUGGGCUUUAUGCUACUGCAAUUUAAACUGAAUUAAAGUUCUUUUGUUUAUUUUCUGUUUUAAAAGCAAACACCAUGAGGCAGAGCUGAUAGCCCUUUUGGUACUUAAUUACCAUAGAUGAGCAACUCAGAGACUAUGACUAAAGAGUUUAUUAAAGUAUAUUUUGCACCCAUGAACAAUAUUCAUUGGGUUUUAUGCCUAGUCUAUUAGGUUGAAAGAGUAACCCUUGGCAAUAAAGUAAAUAACUUAGUUUACCAAUUAUUUCUUUAUACUAAAUUCUUGAACAAGCACUAUGUUCCAUAUUAUACAACCAAAAAUCACAUAAUAUGUAUUGUAAAAUUGUAGUGUUUUUGUUAUGGCAUUUAUUUAUGGAAAUAAAUAUACAGCUUUA
Messenger RNA from Monodelphis domestica (gray short-tailed opossum), 8938 nucleotides. RefSeq names its product doublecortin domain containing 2 (gene DCDC2). NCBI's taxonomy places the organism in Eukaryota, Metazoa, Chordata, Mammalia, Didelphimorphia, Didelphidae. Gene Ontology annotation, biological process: neuron migration; intracellular signal transduction; dendrite morphogenesis. The record is from RefSeq and is a predicted model, not a curated record. Gene Ontology annotation, cellular component: microtubule; kinocilium; axoneme.